Molecule: messenger RNA, 1068 nt
Organism: Pyrus x bretschneideri (Chinese white pear)
Lineage: Eukaryota; Viridiplantae; Streptophyta; Magnoliopsida; Rosales; Rosaceae
Product: nudix hydrolase 15, mitochondrial
Exons: 4
Coding region: 190-960 (256 amino acids)
Biological process (GO): coenzyme A catabolic process
Molecular function (GO): coenzyme A diphosphatase activity; acetyl-CoA hydrolase activity
Source: RefSeq, a predicted model, not a curated record
GGCAGCUCAAAUGAGAAGUUUGGGACCAUUUCCAUAGCCUAUGGCCCUAUGCUGACUCAGUGACUCGUGUGCCAACAAAAAACCGCCGAUCUGCAAUCACUAGUAUUCUUCUUCUACUAUGAUUAAUAUGCAGAAGGCAGCCCAUGAUCUCAAUCCUCAGAAGGCUAUUACCACCGCCUGCCACUACUCAUGGAGCUGCCCAAUGCAUGCGGAGGCUCACAGAGACUCAUCGUCUUAGCCCAGCAGCUCCGCCUCUACAAGCCGCCGCCUUUUCCCUCCGACGACGACAUUGAGGAGCAAAGAAUCGAAGAAACCGCCGGCAAGGUCGUGUCCCAGGUGGGUUUUGCCGAAUCCGACACCCCAGUUGCAAGGGACCUAGAAAAGUUCAGACCCAAAAGAGCCGCCGUCUUGGUCUGUCUCUUUGAAGGGGAUGCCGGCGAUCUGCGCGUCAUUCUCACUAAGCGGUCGUCGGGGCUUUCCACUCACUCGGGUGAAGUUUCUUUGCCGGGUGGGAAAACAGAGGAGGGGGACAAGGACGAUGGGGACACGGCGACGAGGGAGGCGAAAGAGGAGAUUGGUUUGGAUCCUAAGCUUGUCAAUGUUGUGACAGUCCUUGAACCAUUCUUAUCGAAGCAUCUGCUAAGGGUUGUUCCGGUUAUUGGCAUACUUAAUGAGAAGGAAGCAUUCAAGCCGGAUCCAAAUCCUGCUGAAGUGGAAGCGGUAUUCGAUGCUCCCUUGGAAAUGUUCCUCAAGGAUGAAAACCGGACGUCAAAGGAGAGGGAGUGGAUGGGAGACAAGUUUCUGAUCCAUUUCUUCGACUACGAAACCAAGAACAAGAAGUACAUGAUUUGGGGCCUAACUGCAGGUAUCUUGAUUAGGGCCGCAUCAGUUGUAUACAAACGGCCACCAAAUUUUGUGGAGCAAAAUUCCCGUUUUAAGGUUACUAAGAGUUGUAGAUAGAAAUAAGACAAUCCCAUAAAUUAUUGUCAACGAAUCGUAUCGAUUUGUAUUGGAAACGAUCGUCAUUCCUGCAUUAAUAUUUACCUCACUAUCGAUUUGUACUGGAAA